Colletotrichum lupini is the source of this 1356-nucleotide messenger RNA. Its product is annotated as fungal chitosanase. The transcript has 6 exons. The record is from RefSeq and is a predicted model, not a curated record. Gene Ontology annotation, molecular function: chitosanase activity. The coding region runs from base 1 to 1356 and encodes 451 amino acids. NCBI's taxonomy places the organism in Eukaryota, Fungi, Ascomycota, Sordariomycetes, Glomerellales, Glomerellaceae.
AUGGCGUUGGUUGCUGCCACGAUUAACACCGUGGAUUUUGCGACCACAAGACCUUCAAACACCUUUGGACUUUCGCCCUCGAAUCGCCCUGUCGAGCCAUAUUUCACACAACGAAGCACAGCCAUCCCCAAUAAAGCCAUCCGGAGCGGGCCGGAUUCUAGGUCUCAGUCAUAUUGCGCCUCAUUUCCAUGGGUGGCUGAACGCCUGUCGCACACAGACCAGACAUGGCUGAGAACCAUGAAUCCUUCGAUUUUCAACAGAGUAUUGUUGCCUGGCUGUCAGUCGCGCGUCAUCCCAUCAUUGCUUCUCUCAGCCCCGGUCAAGACGCUUGAGACCUGGCCAAGAGCCCCCAGCGUGCUCGUGACUCCGUGGAUCACGUGGAGACCAAAGCGCGACUCGUUGCUCACGAUUCCCUGCCCCGACCCGAGCAUCCCGUCUCACCUCAUCCAUUUCUCUUCAGGCUCAUCGGCGGCCAUCAUUAAAGUCAUCAUGGUCUCAUUAGGCGGCGUCUUCCUUCUUUUCAUGUUUCUAGCAACACAAGCGUUGACACGCGAUAUUCCGAGCAAUGUGAAAGACUUCUAUGGGUUCGUCCGCGGGCGUAACAAGUGCCACCAUACGUUAGCAAGCGGGUUUCACAGCAGUGAGGGUGGCAGCGGAGACUUCAGCUACUGCGGAGAUUACCUGGAUGAUUAUAAAAUCAUAUAUCUCCAAGGAAAAAAUGGCGAGUUGGCCAACAUGGACGUGGACUGCGAUGGCGAGCGAGCCGGAGGCGACGGACGUUGCGGCAGCUCCACCGACACUCAAUCUGAGACGACAUUCCGCGACCAGCUGAGGAGUUAUGGGACUGGGCGACGAGACCUCAACGCCUCGGUACACACCUAUGUUGUAUUCGGGAAUGAAGGUACUAAAAGCGGCUGGCCUACGUUCAGCCCAGAAAAGCAUGGCGUCAAACCACUCAGCGUAAUCGCUGUCGUGUGCAAUGACAAAUUGCUGUACGGAAUCUGGGGAGAUACAAAUGGUGACGAUGGCCCUCAAGCCAUGGUAGGUGAGGCUUCCAUAUCACUCGCCACUGCGUGCUACGGCAAUAGUAUCAAUGGCAACUCAGGACAUGAUGACAAUGAUGUCCUAUAUAUUGCCUUCACGGGUGAUGACGCUGUCCCUGGAGCAAGCGGGGCAAACUGGACUGCGUCAAAUUACGAGGACUUCCAAAGCAGCAUCUCAGAUCUUGGGAAUAAGCUCAUUGAGCGUGUUGGGAGUGGGGGGAAUGGCAGACCUCUUGGAGAUCAAUGGAUGCUCUUUUCUGCGAUUUCCUUUGCAAUCAUUGUACUACUAUUCAAGAUUCACAGUGGGCGUUGA